AUGUCCAGCCUUCAAGGCUAUGUCGACAAGCGCGUUCUGCUUGUUUUGCAAGAUGGAAGAUCGAUAGUGGGAAUAAUGGCAGGUUACGACCAAAAAUCAAAUGUUGUGCUUUCCGACUCGAAAGAAAGAGUUUAUAGCAUGGAAGAGGGCGUCGAAGAGGUUCCAUUGGGCCUGUAUUUGGUCAAAGGCGACAUGAUAAUCCUCAUCGGUGAAAUAGAUGAAAACAUUGACCAAGCAGUCGACCUCUCCACGAUUCACGCAGAACCAUUACCACCAAUUCGACAUUAG
Molecule: messenger RNA, 288 nt
Organism: Marasmius oreades (fairy-ring Marasmius)
Lineage: Eukaryota; Fungi; Basidiomycota; Agaricomycetes; Agaricales; Marasmiaceae
Exons: 4
Coding region: 1-288 (95 amino acids)
Biological process (GO): mRNA splicing, via spliceosome
Cellular component (GO): U6 snRNP; U4/U6 x U5 tri-snRNP complex
Molecular function (GO): RNA binding
Source: RefSeq, a predicted model, not a curated record